Triplophysa dalaica is the source of this 1749-nucleotide messenger RNA. RefSeq names its product ankyrin repeat and death domain containing 1B (gene ankdd1b). The record is from RefSeq and is a predicted model, not a curated record. Gene Ontology annotation, molecular function: protein binding. The transcript is spliced from 15 exons. The coding region runs from base 1 to 1677 and encodes 558 amino acids. NCBI's taxonomy places the organism in Eukaryota, Metazoa, Chordata, Actinopteri, Cypriniformes, Nemacheilidae.
AUGGAUAGAAGAGCUCUGGCACUGAGGGACUACAUACUGAAGAACGCUGUUUGGGAAAAAGAGAACUUUAAUCCUAAAACAUGGUUAAAAUCAAAUCAAUACGUUAAUAAUUUCACCGAAUUCAUACUGCAGAAGGACUUAGGUGAAGAUGGCGGCUAUGAUAAUAAUGAGAUGUUGCUGGAGGCAGAGAAAGAAUUUAUUGAAGCAGCAAAGAGAAACGACGUGGAGGGGAUGAAGCUUCUCGGGAGAGGCAUUAAUGUCAAUGUCAAGAACGUGCACGGGCGAACUGCUCUUCAUUUCGCCGUCGCUUUCAGAAACGUUGAAGCUGUCGACCUGCUCCUUCGAAAGAGAGCCAGACUGGAUUUACAAGAUAAGCAUGGACUAACUGCGAUUCAUUUAGCAGCAUGGUUUGGCAGUUUGGAGAUCUUAAAGUUACUUGUGCAAGGUGGAGCUGACCAAAGCAUUGAAAAUUCAGAAGGAAUGAACAUGAUGCACUGCGCUGCUAUGAACAAUCACACUGAUGUUGUGGAAUACAUUGUUAAUGACCUGCAAAUGGGAGAACUUGACAAAGAGGACAUAUAUGGUAAUAGGCCUUUUGUCCUGGCUGCAGCACACGGAUGUGUGAAGAUGAUGCAGAUGCUGAUGGAGGAGCCUUACAACAUGGCCAUCAUGGAGGAAAAUAAGGUUGGUGACAUGCCUCUACACCUGGCUGCCAAGAACGGUCAACGCGAGGCACUGCAGCUACUACUAGACAAUUUUGACAUUCGCAAUGAGGUCAACCAGGCUGGGCAGACCGCACUGUAUCUGGCCGCACAUGAGGCUCAUGAGGACUGUGUUCAAACCCUGCUCGAAGCCGACUGUGACCCAAACAUCCUUACUUUAAACAAGAGCAGCCUUUUGCAUCCCGUUUGUGAGAGAGGGCACUUUCCAAUUCUAAAACUCCUCAUUGAACGUGGAGCUCAACUAAAUGCUCAGAACCAGCAUUUGGAGACUCCUUUCCAUCUUGCAGUAAAGAACUGUCAUAUUCCGGUAAUCCACACCUUGUUAGAAGCCGGUUGUGAUCCAAAUAUAACAGAUCACAUGGGCCAGACUGCAUUGCACAUUGCUACCGAGAUGGGCAAGGUGGAUGUGGUUGAGAUGCUACUAAAAGCCGGAGUGGAUCUGGAAAUUCAGGACAGGCAAGGUAAAACUUCUCUUGGAGUGGCUGCGAGGGCAAACAUGGUGAUCAUUGUUGAUAUGAUCAUCAAAGCUGAGAGAUAUUUUAAAUGGAAACGGCAAUUGCAAAUGACUAAUACAGAUGCUCUCGAGAGCCUUCACAGUGAAUCACCGUUGACGUUUAAAUUAGAUCACUCCCCUGACACAAAGCAGGUUCGUGGUAUUCUAUGGGACCUUGCAUAUAAACAUCUCAAGCGAAAUGACUGGAAGAAUUUGGCAGUGGUCUGGGAGUUCACAGAGAGCCAAAUGGCCGCCAUAGAGGAGCAGUGGACAGGCCCUAACAGUUUCCAAGAACAUGGAAACAGAAUGUUUCUGAUCUGGCUUCACGGAGUCUUAAUGGGAGGGGACAGUCCGUUCAAAGUCCUGUAUGAGGGACUGCUUUCUGUUGGGAAUACAAAGAUUGCUGAAAAAAUUAGAAUGGAAGGAACAAACACGGACACACGGAAGUGCAGGGUUUCAUGAGACGCUGCACAGAAUAAAAAAAUGAUGAACCCAUGACCAUUCUUUAUUUAAACACAGGAGAUCCAGCUAUGU